AUGUCCCCAGCACAAGAAUAUUGGCUUCCUGGCUAUGGACUCUCACGGCACAUCGUCCUCAGUAAAAUGCAGUAUUUCCUCGGCCCGACCGCUUCAGUGAGGCCGUACAGCUACCAGGGACGAGAAGGUUAUCUUGUUACCGGAGCCCCCCUCACGAGAACACAAAUCGAUGAUUUGAGGAAGAUGUCGCAAGUCUACGAGCAAGAGGCGUCCAUCAGAAUGGCGCAGACAUCUGGGUUGACCAUCAACGAGAAAUCAGACGACGAACUCAACGAACCUUUCAUUAAUCAUCCCGUAUACGUCGGUCGACGUGACAAUCGCGAGCGCGACCGGGUUCGAGAGCGGGAUGGUAAACCAUACCCAAUUGAUCGAUAUCCGAGAAUGAAACGGUCCUGGUGA
This is a messenger RNA of Coccidioides posadasii C735 delta SOWgp, 399 nucleotides long. RefSeq lists its product as uncharacterized. The record is from RefSeq and is a predicted model, not a curated record. NCBI's taxonomy places the organism in Eukaryota, Fungi, Ascomycota, Eurotiomycetes, Onygenales, Onygenaceae.